This is a messenger RNA of Cyphellophora attinorum, 756 nucleotides long. RefSeq lists its product as uncharacterized. NCBI's taxonomy places the organism in Eukaryota, Fungi, Ascomycota, Eurotiomycetes, Chaetothyriales, Cyphellophoraceae. The record is from RefSeq and is a predicted model, not a curated record. Bases 1 to 756 code for a protein of 251 amino acids. The transcript has 2 exons.
AUGGGCGAAAAGGAGGAUAAGGAGAAAGCUGAGAAGCUGGCUGCGGCAAAAAAGAGGGUUGCGGCGUUACAAAAGAAGAAGAAAGCAGGCGAUAAGGCAGGCACCAAAUCAAAAGAGAAGGUCGACAAAGAUGAGCCCAAGGAGAAGGAAGUGGCCGAUGCUGAGCCCGACGAGCAGGAGGAGCCCAAGGAGGAUACCGUCCCUGCCGCGGAAGAUGAAGUGAAGCCAACAACAGAAGAUCCGGCGGAUGCAGACGAAGCAGACUUCAACGCCGCCAUCGCCGCCGCAGCAAACAACCAACACGAUGAAGCACCCUCAAAAUCACCAGACACAGACACAUUCCCGGACCCCGACGUCGACGAGUCCCAACGACGAAAACAUCCAGGCCGACAAGCCAGCAUCUCCAUUCAAUCCAAGCUGCGAACCACCAGUUUCCGCGACACAGCUGCAGACCUCAAAAGUCCGGGCACUGGAGCACUACAACGAGUGUCGGAGUUGGAACGAGAAAAUGAACGACUUUCAGAAGAGGCUGCAGAGCAUGAAAGGAGUCGGCGGACAGUCGAAGAGCAGCUGGAAGAGCUACGAGAGUCCCAAGCCAGCACCGGCAGUUCAGAGACCGCAGCUCUGAAAGCAGAGAUCGAGAUUCUCAAACGCCAACAACGUACAACAUCCACUCCCACACCCUCCACCACCGGCCGAGCUCCCGACGAGAAAGCGCCGCCAACACACUCGACGACAGUACCGCACCAAUCCUGA